AUGUCUGCUACGACCGACCUGCCAAAGGCGCCCGCGGAGGCGUCCAAGGUUGCUCUCGACUCUGCGGUGGCACAGACGCUCAACGGCGAUGCACCGGCCACGUCCGAGGGCGAGGCGGCAUCAAGUUCGGAUGCCAACGCCGCCGAGUACCGCACCGUGUUCCAGGACGCGACGAACUUCAACGUGAAGCAUCCGCUGUACAACUCGUGGACGCUGUGGUUCGACAACCCCUCGCAGAAGGGCAUGGCCUCGGCACGCGGCACCAAGGAGAGCUGGGGUGACGACAUGAACAAGGUGGUCGACUUCGACAGCGUCGAAGAGUUCUGGGGACUGUACCAGAACAUUGUGCCGCCAUCGGAGCUCCCGCAAAAGGCCAACUACUACCUCUUCAAACAGGGCGUGAAGCCUGCGUGGGAAGAUCCGGCCAACACCAACGGUGGCAAGUGGUCCAUCCAGCUGCCGCGCGACAAGACGCGUGCGGCUAUCGACCGUCUGUGGCUCUUCACCAUGCUCGCCGCUAUCGGCGAAACCCUGGAAGCCCCUUUCCCCGACGGCGUGCCCCCGCCUAGCUCCAGUCCGCAGGAUGAGUUGGUCACCGGUGUGAUCAUGUCGGCAAGGGCCAACUUUUACCGCAUCGCCAUUUGGACAAGAAAGGCUGAGGACACCGAAGAACUCGCAGCAAAGUUGCUCGACAUUGGCAAACAGUUCAAGGUCAACGUGCUCGGCUACGACAUUGACGCCAAGAUCGGCUCCGGCCUCACCUCGGACGUCGAGUUCCAGUCGCACAAGGAGUCCGAGAAGAAAAAGGGCAAGAAGACGGUUGUCUAG
Molecule: messenger RNA, 828 nt
Organism: Moesziomyces aphidis
Lineage: Eukaryota; Fungi; Basidiomycota; Ustilaginomycetes; Ustilaginales; Ustilaginaceae
Source: the annotation of a GenBank genome assembly